AUGGAAGUGGAAACGAAAAUUGAUGAUAAUUAUUUAUUUGUGCUAACAGAACCUGCUACCGUAUUAUUAGUUGCUUGCACGCUCGAUGCAAAAGGGCGUAUUUUUCGGGCUGAUGAUGGUAUGGCUUUAUUACUCGGAUACAUUUCCAUGCGAGAACUUUUAGGCAUAGAAAUAUCAAAACUUAUCCCCGCUUUACAAGUUGAGGUGGAUAGUGAAGUGCAGCAUGUUUGCGCAUUGGGUGUUCAUGGUAAUUCAAUUCCGGUUACUGUGAAGAUUAAUACCGAAAAGGAUCCAGAAACACAACGACCACUUUUAUAUGAGUUAAAAAUUCGAGCAUUUUCCACUGUGAGCGGUAUUGUCAUUUUGACAGAAUCCGGCGCUUUACAUAGUUUCAAUGAAAAUUUUAUUGAAGCAUUGAUUGGUAAAAAGCAAAGUGAAGCGCUAAAAGAUAUAACUCAUAUCACCGAUAUAAUUCCAAAAUUUCAUAGUCAUCUUAUGGCUUCACCAUUAGACGAAAUACAUAAUGAUACGGCGAUGAAAAUUUCUGAUGAACAAUUCGAUUAUGCUGUAAAUAAUAAAGAUACAUUUCAUUCUCAUACACAUUCAUCAGUUACAUGGCUGAUAAAUGAUCUAACCUUAUCAUAUCAUAAGAUGGAAGAAACGGGAAGUGUUGUUAGUAUCAAUUCCUCACAUUCAUCCAUUUCAUGUGCUGAAGAAGUAUGCUCAUCAAAACCCUCAACAAGCUCACAACUUAUUGAAAGUAUUCAACUCUGUGAUAAUAUUCAACAAUGGAAUGAAAUAAUAACUGAUCAGGAAUGUUGUAAUAAAUCAAUUACAGAAGGUUCAUUCUAUGGUUUUGCAAAACAUUCCGAUAGCAAUUUGAUUGCCAUAUGUUUCAAUAUAAGGCGACUGAAGCCAAGUAAUGGCGCAACUUGGGCUGUUUGUAUCAGUUACAAAAAGACAGUUAAUUUUAAUUUUUUUGAUCAAACCGAAAAGAAAGGAUCAAUUAUGGAAAGUAUCUGUGAUAAUGGGCAAGAUAUUUGCGCCCAUAAUAAUGAUAAUUAUCAAUUAGAUUUAAAAGUUGAAAAAAAUCAAACGACUACGGCUGAAAAAGAUGAUGAAAAUGCUCAAGCAGUAGCUGGUGAAUAUUCAAAAUAUUAUAAUACACAACAUUUGAUUGGUAAUGGUGCUUUUGGUUCGGUAAAAUUAACCGCUCGAAAGGAUACGGGUAUUUUGGCGGUUGCAAAAUUUGUUUGUAAAGCAAAAGUCUUUUCUGAAAGUUGGGUACCAAGUCCUAGACGUGAUAAUCGAGUGGUACCAAUAGAGCUUCAUCUUCUCGAAACAUUAUCACAUCCAAAUAUUGUAAAGUUAUUAGAUGUUUUUGAAAAUGAUAUGUAUUAUCAAUUGGUGAUGGAAAAACUUGGCUGUGGAAUGGAUCUAUUUGAAUUCAUUGAGCAGCAACCGAAAUUAGAUGAACCACUUAUAAGCUAUAUUUUCAAACAGGUUGUUAGUGCAGUAGCUUAUCUUCACUCCAAAAAUAUUGUACAUCGCGAUUUAAAAGAUGAAAAUGUUAUUAUUGAUCAUAAUUUUUCAUGCAAAUUAAUUGAUUUUGGAUCAGCUGCCUAUUUUGGUCAUAAUUUUGUUUUUUCAACAUUUUGUGGAACAAUGGAAUAUUGUAGUCCUGAAGUUUUGCGAGGAAAUAAAUAUCGCGGUCCUGAACUAGAAAUGUGGUCUUUGGGAAUUUUAUUGUAUACACUUGUAUUCUUCGAAAAUCCUUUUCGCAGUUUGCAAGAAGCUAUGCACGCUAAAUUUGAAUUUCCAUGGGAAGUAUCAGAAGGAUUGUUUGAAGUAAUUAGUUGGCUUCUACAACGUGAUCCACAACAUCGAGCUACAAUACGAGAUAUUAGCAAUCAUUGUUGGGUAAAGCAAUCAAUUGAUUUGCAAAAAUAUAAAUUUAAGGAUGUGCUUCAAAAAUAUGAUCAUCGUUCACAAUUUGUUCCAUCGGAUCAUGAAACAGAAUUGAUAAAUGAUUUGAAAAUUACGCCAACUUGUUUAUCAUCAUUAGUAAUUGAUGCUAAAUCGAAUGCAAGAAAUGGAAUUGAGAAUUAA
This is a messenger RNA of Cercopithifilaria johnstoni, 2109 nucleotides long. NCBI's taxonomy places the organism in Eukaryota, Metazoa, Nematoda, Chromadorea, Rhabditida, Onchocercidae. The record is from the annotation of a GenBank genome assembly.